Molecule: messenger RNA, 1671 nt
Organism: Geodia barretti
Lineage: Eukaryota; Metazoa; Porifera; Demospongiae; Tetractinellida; Geodiidae
Source: the annotation of a GenBank genome assembly
UUGAGAAGAGCAUCUCGAGCAAAGAAGGGCGGCGAGUGUUUUCUGCGAAGUCAGCAAUAUUUGGGCGCUUAGCCGUCAUGUGCGCUUAGCUACAGAGAAAGACGCUGUUGUGUGCAUCAUCAGCAGCUCCAAAGUUCUAGAAGCUGGUGUGCGGUGCAGUCGAGUUCCAACGUUCCGAAAUGGCUGAGCCACAAAUCCCAGAAGGCGGUUCACCUGCAGCGGAGGAGCCCUCCCCGGACGGGCCCGCCGCCAGCGAACCAAACUCCACAGACAAACCGGACUCUCCAACGACGACCGAGGCAGCUCCUACUGCUCCCAAACAGCCCACGGCGGCGGCCAAACCCGCCGGCCCCGAGACCCCGCAGGAGAAGAAGGCGAGGGAGUAUAUAGCACAGGCGGAGAAGAAGAUGAAGUCGUCACAGACAUUCCUGGGAGGCCUGUUUGGGGGUGCUGCAAAGAUGGAGGAUGCCGCAGACCUCUACGUGAGAGCUGCCAACACUUACAAAGUGGCCAAGAAGUGGAAAGAUGCCGGAGAUGCGUUCUGUCUUGCAGCAGACGUACAGAUGAAACUGGACGUGAAACACGAGGCAGGCUCGAACCUGGUGGAGGCCGGCCAAGUCUACAAGAGAGAAGACCCAAAGAGAGCUGUGGAGUGCUACUCGCAGGCAGCUGAGAUAUACACUGACAUGGGGAGGUUUACAAUGGCCGCACGCUACCACAGUAACAUAGCUGAGAUCUGUGAGUCAGAGCUGGGUGACUUCGAACAGGCCAUAACUCACUAUGAGCAGGCAGCUGACUACUACAAGGGAGAGGACUCAACUGGGUCAGCCAACAAAUGUCUGCUAAAAGUGGCUCACAUGGCGGCCAUGCUGCAGCAGUUUGACAAGGCUGCUGGCAUCUUUGAGGAGGUGUUUGUAUAUCUCGUGUGCACACAUACAUUAGCCUAUCAGUUAGGAACCUACGCAUGUGUGAUAUGUCACUACUUUUGAAGACACCUCUUCUCUCCCUCACUCUCACAUUGACUCACUCACUCUUUCUCUUUGUAUGUGCUUCCUUCCUCCCUCCGCCCCUCAAUAACUCAUUAGUUGGAGUAUGGAAUGGUAUAUACCAUCUUCUAUCUCGCUGCACCUAUCCCUAUCUCACCCAAAUUCAGCGUCCUCCCCUAGCUACAUGUUUGUCAACGAUUUGGCAUUUUUUGUAGGCACAUGAGUAUUGUAUAUACCAAAAGAACCAACUAUCAUUACCUGUGUGUAUCUCAUCCCUUCUUGUGCUGUAUAGGUUGGUCGUAACUCACUGGAGAACAGUCUUCUCAGAUAUUCGGCCAAAGAUCACUUCUUCAAGGCUUCUAUCUGCCGGUUCUGCAUGGGAGUGGACAAUGUCAAGGCCUCAAUAGAGGAGUACAAGCAGGUCCACCCGGGCUUUGAAGGAACGAGGGAGCUCAAACUCAUUCAGGAUCUCAUAGAAGUCCAUGGAGAGGAAGAUCCUGACAAGUUUGGUGAUAUUGUGAGGGACUAUGACUCCAUCUCGCGGAUUGAUCCAUGGCUUACAGCACAGUUGCUGGUCGUCAAGAAAUCAAUCAAUGCAGAACCUGACAUUAACUAAAAAUAGUUGUAGCCCUUGCACUGCACAGAUACAUUAUUGUUGGAGCACUUUUUUUAAAGCAGCAAACAG